CCCCGCAACCAUGCCCAUCAUCCCCGAUAGCGAGAUGGCCAAAGAUGUCAAGUCCGCCACCAACCCGGAUGCACAAUCAGCAAAGGACGUGCAUGCGAAUGCCCAUCGAGCCAAUCUCGGCCCCGUCAUCCCUGAAAGCAUCGAGAAGCCGGCGUCGAAGGAGGAGCUCAAGAAGAGGGCGGAGGAGUUGAACAAGAAAGAGAAGUGAAGGGUGACAUAUCAUGUCUUCACGGUCAUCUCAAGAUGCGAGUUGGGUGUAAUGUUUUACUAGUCACUGCCAGCUUUUCCGCUGGUCACGAAUGCAAGAAAUGACGAGAUAUCAUUCCGAUGUCCCUAGAUUCGGUGCCGAAAUGCUCCCCGUGAACAAUCCCGCGCACCACAGCAACUAUGGGAGUACCUCAUCCCCUUUCCAAUCCCAACACCGCCCUCUCCCUUCAAUCCCUAUCCUCCUUCCCCUCCCCUUCUCCAUCUCCCGCCUCGACUUCUCCCCCACCUCACCACCAUACCACCCCGCAUCC
Molecule: messenger RNA, 518 nt
Organism: Eremomyces bilateralis CBS 781.70
Lineage: Eukaryota; Fungi; Ascomycota; Dothideomycetes; Eremomycetales; Eremomycetaceae
Exons: 2
Coding region: 11-208 (65 amino acids)
Source: RefSeq, a predicted model, not a curated record